AAUAAUGUCAGUAACUACUUGUAGUCCACGGACUGCUCGGUGGUGUUGUCGCGGAAUGGCGUCAAGCUUUCCCAUCCAGAUACGCUGAAGCCUCUGAUUCGUCCAUUUCCGCCCCAGUCAUCCAGUUCAAACUUCCUCACUUUUUGCGGCCAGCGCAACCCGCAGCAAACCAAUCCAUAAUCCAUACCAACUUUUACCCCAAACCCAUUUCCCUUUCCCUUCCGCCCAUACGAUAGCCGCUCGCCACUCCCGGGCAAGAUGGCUCCCUCUCAGCCUGCCCACGUCAACCUGUCGCCGGCCGAGCUGUCGUUCCUGCGCUCAACCCUGUCACAGAAUCCGCCUAUUCGUCUCGACCAUACCAAGGGACCCAAGGAUUUUCGUUCUAUGAGAGCCGAGUAUGACGUACUUCCAGGUGCCAACGGCAGCGCGCGCAUUGCGUUGGAGGAUGGGACCGAAGCAUUGGUCGGUGUGAAGGCAGAGGUUGAGAAAUCACAAUUGAAGCCUGUGGAAAGACUGGAGAUUCUCUCCUUUGCUGGCGGCGACGUGGACAUGGACAUGGACAUGGACGGCGCAGGGAAUGAUGACGAGAGCAGUGGGAAGGGACAAAACUCAUGGAUCGAAAUGAGCGUUGAGAUUCCAGGUUAUCGCGACGACGACUCGCUACCUGUAUUUCUAGCUUCCAUGCUCACUGAAUCUUUACUAGCUAGUGGAGAGCUCAAAGACAGACUUUACAUCAACCGACGAUUCCACUGGAAACUUUACGUUGACAUUCUCCUCCUCUCCCCACCGCUAUCAUACCCUCUCGCCCUUCUUUCCAUGACCACCCAUCUAGCCCUCCUCACCACAAGACUCCCCGCCUUGAAAUCUGAGAAGGAUGAAGACCCUCUUUUUGACGACGACUGGGACGCAUCCGUCAACCUCUACCCCAAGCAGAAAGGCAAGAAAAAGACUGGCCAGUCUCUGGAGAGGCCACCCGUCAUUGUCCUUGCCAUGGCUGUUGGAUCAAACAUCAUCUUCGACCCAUGCAAGGAGGAAUUGGCCGUUGCGGACGCUGUGCUGGCAAUAGCAUGUGCUAAAGGCAAAUCUUCAUCUUCAGGUGCCAGGCUCGUGUCUCUCAGGACAAUCGAUCCCCCAUCCCAUCUCACACCGCCUGGUGUUCCCAAUUCUAUGAAUUCUGCCACUGGUGGCGUGGCUCCAACUACGAGCGCUGAGGCUCUAACUCAACGCGAAUUACUGGCUACCUCCGGCGUCUGGACACCCCCAAGAGGUGGCAUGAAGCGAGGGUUGAUCUCUGAGGUUGUCAAAAUGGUCGUCCAGAGCGGCGGAAUUGCUGACGAGGUCAUCGAUGCGCUGGAAGCCAUUGAGGUUGGAUGAAAGGUGACCAGCAAAAGGACAUGAGAAUUACCACCAUUGAAUCGGGUUGCGGUAGCAAACUUGUUGGUACAAUCGAUAGAGGAGUAAUAUCCCUCCCGCACCUCUGUCCCACCGACAAACACCAUGCGGCCAACAACAUAUUGGAAGCUCUCCGUAGCGGGUGCAUCCGACGGCCCAUAGUACGCGAUGCACGUAGCCUUUCACCCGUGGGUAGCUAGUAUAUCACCCGGACUACCCGACCACAGACCAAAGCAAAGCACUAUUGUACGUUUGGGACGAACACUUAGAUAUGCAGCUGUGGAACCAUAUCCACACACCGAAGAAUCACAACUUUUUCAUCAAAC
Messenger RNA from Aaosphaeria arxii CBS 175.79, 1718 nucleotides. RefSeq lists its product as uncharacterized. Bases 259 to 1374 code for a protein of 371 amino acids. Gene Ontology annotation, biological process: exonucleolytic trimming to generate mature 3'-end of 5.8S rRNA from tricistronic rRNA transcript (SSU-rRNA, 5.8S rRNA, LSU-rRNA); nuclear polyadenylation-dependent mRNA catabolic process; U5 snRNA 3'-end processing. The record is from RefSeq and is a predicted model, not a curated record. NCBI's taxonomy places the organism in Eukaryota, Fungi, Ascomycota, Dothideomycetes, Pleosporales. The transcript is spliced from 2 exons. Gene Ontology annotation, cellular component: nuclear exosome (RNase complex); cytoplasmic exosome (RNase complex).